AUGCAAGCCCAGGACGAGCUCCCGAAAGAAAUUUCAUACACCCCGCAGAAUGGCACUGAUACGCAAGAACAGGAGGUGUUUCCGAAAGCAGCAUCAUACGCCUCACGUAACAACGCCGAGGAGCAGGAACAAGCGAAGUCACCAUACAUACAGUCGCCAAUUUCCCACUAUAAUCAUGAUCCCCACACUGAGAAACCGGUCGGUCAAAUGUCAGUCAACGCUAAUACCGACGACUCACCAACACCAACACCAAUACCUGUCAAAACCAUAUAUGACCGCUUCGACAAACAGGAAGAAUUCCCAAACGAAUACCUUGGAUUCAACCAUAGCUCCAAACGCAAAGCCCCACCCGCUCUUGUCAAAGGCACCCUAAUUCAACCGGGCCAAGCCAGACACGCAGCACGAGUCAUCAAACAAGAAGACAAAAGACUUAGCAAAGCAGAAGAUGCCAAAACCGAUAUACACUACGACCGCCUCAGAGAACAAUGGUCACAGGUUAGGGGAUCGAACCCUUACAAGUGGCUAACCAUGAAGCCUUCGUGUUUUGUUUAUUUCGCUUUUAAAUAA
This is a messenger RNA of Wallemia mellicola CBS 633.66, 567 nucleotides long. RefSeq lists its product as hypothetical. The record is from RefSeq and is a predicted model, not a curated record. Lineage: Eukaryota; Fungi; Basidiomycota; Wallemiomycetes; Wallemiales; Wallemiaceae. Bases 1 to 567 code for a protein of 188 amino acids. The transcript has a single exon.